Cheilinus undulatus (humphead wrasse) is the source of this 3959-nucleotide messenger RNA. RefSeq names its product DDB1 and CUL4 associated factor 12 (gene dcaf12). The record is from RefSeq and is a predicted model, not a curated record. Gene Ontology annotation, cellular component: Cul4-RING E3 ubiquitin ligase complex. The coding region runs from base 321 to 1772 and encodes 483 amino acids. Gene Ontology annotation, molecular function: protein binding. NCBI's taxonomy places the organism in Eukaryota, Metazoa, Chordata, Actinopteri, Labriformes, Labridae. The transcript has 9 exons.
CGCGCUGCUCAAUGCUUUCGCCGUUGCUGACGCGACUUGGUAGAAAAAAAGAGUGUUAACCCUCCGGCUGUUGCUAGCGAGUCCAUCGAAACUGAAUAGUUUGUACAACCCAAGGUGGGCAUUGUUUGGGAGCAAAGGAUAAUUCUGCGACAAUCUCAACCAUCGACAAACCAACCUCUCCCGUAUGUGAUCGCUCUUCCUCCUCGUUGGACGCUGCCAUCGAGGGCCAAGGAACAAAAUAGCAUAUCGCCAUUAUAUGAUCCAGUGUCCAGAGUCACUUUUACCCUCCAUGUGGGUGAGGGAACUGUGUGUAUCAGAUUAUGGCGAGAAAAACAGUUAGCAGGAAAAGGAAGGCAGGAGAGCCCAAGGACCAACAACAGCUGGGCUGGUGUCAGACGCCACACAAGCGGAGCCGUGUUUCUUCUUCUUCACGUCAUGCCCAGCAGUGGUGGUGUAGUCGGCGCUCAGUGGUAUGCGCCCUCCGGGGGCGGGAGUUCAGGCCUCAACAGCAGCACGAGUUGCGACUCCAGAGGAGCCUCCGGGGCUUUGCAGCUGGGAGGCUCCCUGGUAUUCUCAAGGAGAGGGAAUUUUCUCUGGGGCGGCUCAACAAGGUGUUUGCUUCGCAGUGGCUCAACCACAGGCAGGUGGUGUGUGGGACCAAGUGCAACACGCUUUUUGUAGUUGAUGUCCUUACGGGGCAGAUCACACGCAUUCCUAUGCUGAAGGACCGGGAGUGCCAGGGUGGAGGCUCAGGUGUGGUGGGCACAGUAGUGGCAGGGAGGCAUUACCACCCUACAGUAGGCUCUCGUUCCCGGCUGGACCAGCAGGGAUGUGGAAUCCACGCCAUCGAACUCAACCCUUCAAGAACGCUGCUGGCCACAGGAGGAGACAACCCCAACAGCCUGGCCAUCUACCAGCUGCCCACACUGGAUCCGGUUUGUGUUGGAGAUGAUGGUCAUAAUGACUGGAUCUUCUCUAUAGCGUGGAUCAGUGACAACAUGGCUGUGUCUGGUUCCAGGGAUGGGUCCAUGGGCCUUUGGGAAGUGACAGAGGAUGUAAUGAACCAGGCAGAGCACAGUCAGAAUGAACAGGUCGUACCCUCCUACGCCCACAUCUCUCACCGCGCCCUCAAGGAUAUCCCAAAGGAGUACACCAACCCAUACAACUGUAAAGUCCGAGCUCUGGCCUUCAACAACAACCAUAAAGAACUUGGUGCUGUGUCUUUGGACGGCUACUUCCACCUCUGGAAAGCUGAGCACAACUUGUGCAAGAUACUGUCCACCAAGCUGCCUCACUGCAAAGAGAAUGUGUGUCUGGCAUAUGGACAGGACUGGUCGGUGUACGCUGUGGGUUCACAGGCUCAUGUGUCUUUUCUUGAUCCACGGCAGCCGACACACAGCAUCAAGUCCGUCAAUUCCAGAGAGAGAGGAAGCGGGAUCCGCUCAGUAAGUUUCUAUGAGCACAUCGUAACUGUGGGCACCGGCCAAGGCUCUCUUCUCUUUUACGACAUCCGGGCUCAAAGAUUCCUGGAGAACCCUUUAAAUCCAGCUGGGGGAUACAGGAAGUGCCCAGGAGAUGGCAUCCUUAAGCUCGCUACAGGGAAAGGCUGGCUGAAUCAUGAUGAGACGUGGAGGAGUUACUUCUCAGACAUUCAUUCCUUCCCCAACGCCGUGUACACCCACUGCUAUGAUGACUCCGGCACCAAGCUGUUUGUAGCAGGCGGACCACUCUGUUCGGGCCUGCACGGCAACUACGCAGGACUGUGGAGCUAGCCUCUCAGUCCCCCUCCAUCAACCCUCGUCCACAUUUUUACUCAACCAGUCCCUCCAUUCCUCUAUUUCUUUACGUCCGCUGACAUUGAUCAUCUUCCCUCGGGGUUUGCAUAUACGUGGACUCAGGAGCAUGAUCUUGCACCCACUGGAUCACAGCUUUGUAUAAUGUUGUUGUGCAUCUUUGUAUCCAACAUUACACUUUACCUUCUCCAGUUAUUCCUUUCACCUCAGCUACUCAGUUUUUAUACAACUAUGUACAAAUAAUUAACUAGUUAUUUUCUCCAGAGCUGCAAAGUCUGCCACUUACGAACUCAGAAGAGUUUUAAGAUACAUCAAGAAUAAAGUAAUACAUGUUCUCAUCAUUUAGAACAUUUACUUCUGGCCCCGCAGGGAUUAAGCUACAGUCUUUAGCUGGCUUGUUUUUGUACGCAAGGAUAGUGUUAAUGCUGCUUCCUCUGUGAUUACUGACGGUGUCUUUAUAAAAAUACCCAUGGAGUUUUUCUCCCAAUAAUUCCUUUUCAUUAUCUCACUGAAAUGGACAUGUCAAAGAGAGGGAGAGAGGAUAAAGGACUGUGGAGGUAACAUGUUCUUGAAGACAAGAAGGACUCACUCGGCGUGCUAGUUUGUUGUUUGAUAGAGAAUAUUUACUGGUCGGACAGCUUGCCCUGUCCCGCAACAAUCACAAAGAACUUCUCUCUUCUCCUGUCGGAAGUAAAACGAAGAAGCCAAUCAAUACGGGACUGUGUGUUCAGAAUGUUCUCCUCAGAUGAUGUAGAGGAGAAACAUUAAGAUUGCUAAAUGCAGUGUUGUUGUUAUACUCUGAAUACCCCCCCCCCCCCCAAAAAAAUAUUUUAUUUUUGAUUGUGAUUUGACAGGCAUACCCCUGCUGAUAUUCUAAGCUUUAUUUGUAUUUAUUUUGCCCUCCCUCUCCCCCCUUUAUUUAGUUGAUCAGGGGUGUUUAUACCUGCUUCUCGCAAUGAUUUAUUGUCCUUUUCUUAUGUUCCUGUCUCUUUAAGCAGAUUUGGCCAAUUAGUGGUGUUCAACUGUGGUCUGUUACUAAAGAAUUUAACCUAAGAUUUAAAGUUUUGGCAGUGAGUUAAGAAACUUCAUAUAUGGUGAUUUAAGGAUGGACAAGCCUUUUGGUUUUAUCUCCUCACCCUUUAUAAUUCUGGGACUCCUCUACAGGAACAAGGGGAAAGAUGUGUAGUAGUUUGAUUUUCUCAGCCAUCAAACAAAGGAAGAUGCAGGGAAACCAAUGAGAAUUUUGGACACUACCCUGAUGUCAGACGCUUCAGGAACAUACAUUUUUCAUAGUUGGAAGAACUGUUUUUUUCUCCUCUUCUUGUGUAUCAAAUAGUGAGGGAUGCUGCACCUCUCCUUGUUUGGUAGAGGCAGGGUAGGCUCCCGUUACAUUUUUGCCUUCCUAAAAGUCUUUCUGUGAAAGACUGCCAUGAGUACCAUAGUUUUCCUUUUCUACAUGGAAAUUUUGUCCAGUUUUCAUGAUAAUGACAGAUUAAAGAGUGAAACCCCAAUUGCAACCACAAAUUGAACAAACAACCAACACUUUGAAAGUGUAUUUUAUAUAAAUAUGUGUAUAUGUAUGUGUAAAAUACAUAGGGACAGUUGCAUACAUUUUUAUGUAUAUGUCUGAGGAAGUGUGUGGAUCGAUCUGUCUACUUGGUGAUGCCCUGUUUUUUUAUACAUGCCUCAUGAAUGUUUUUACAAAUGACUGAAUUUGAGGAUAUUGUAAAAUACAAACAUCUGCAAAAACAAGCUAUUAAAUCUUUAAAAAGAGUAAAUAAUAAAAAUAAAAUGUAUAUUGAUGUAAUGUUUCUUUUUUCAUACUUGACUGAACUGUUAAAAAAGUUUCUCUAAAGUUAAAAUGUCUGGUGUUACGGUGAAAGAAGUGAUCAUGUCAUCUGGUGACUUUUAGCUGAAUGCGUCUGUGGUGAGUUAUGGAAGGAAGGCCUGCCCAUAUAUUUGGCUGAGCCCCCGACAAACCCAGAUAAUUUUUUACCACUUUCAAACCUCUUUUCAACACUUUUUUGCCUGUUUUUAUCACUUAUUAUCAGUUUGACUUUUUUUUUUUGCUUCCGAUUUUUCCACUUUUAACUCAUCUUCCCACUUCAACCAUACUAUAGUACUGUAAACCCAUUAUUGCCACUUUUAAAUCCUAUUUCACCACCU